CUAUUCUAUAAUACAACGUAGUUUGGAGUUGCUCUUGAAAUGGAGAACAAAAUUUCUUAGCUUCAAGGUUAGCCAAAGGUACACUGUCAUCAAAACCAAAACUGUCCCUAUCUUCGAUCUCUUCUUGAGUACCAUAUAUAUUAUCCAUAGACAGUUGUGUUAUCUGCUGUUCAAUAUUCAUUUCAGUAUCUGUCUCAUAUCCUGAGUUAUUAAUUAUUGAACGACGAUAUAUAGUGAGUGAAGUCCUGAAGUGGAAGGUUUUUGGUAACUGAAUCGAAGUUUUCACCAAUGAUCUGUAACUUCGGUGUUUUUUCUACAUCAUUCACAGGAUCUAUAUAGUCCUAUAGCUGACGGUACAGCGAUAAAGAAUAUCUGCAUUCGCUAUCUACCCUUUAUUAAUCUGAAGAUGCCACUUGUUGUCUAAUACUUUGCGUAGAAAGCAUAUAAUUUGGAAGUUACGGAUACUUUCCUGCCAAAAAAUCCUGACCGAAAAAUAGUUGUUAAACGUUUUAUAAACAACGUUUUUAGAAACAAGAUCAGUUGUCACCAAAAACAUGAACCACUAAUAGUGAUUAACAACGAGAGUCUGGGAGUUACAGCAAAAUGGAAUCAAUGCAAGCCGGCUAUUAACUUCAUAUUAUAGUCGAGAUAAAUUUCACAUAAGUCGGAGCUCGAUCAUUACAAAAAAAAAAUAAACACCUUAUAUCUCGUUAACGACAAUCUGCACUCCGCGGCGGUACAUAGCUUCAAAUGACUAAAGUUCAUGUUAGUGUUAAAUUGUUUUAUGAAAAGAUAUGCUAGCACAAGAUUUUUUGUGCUAGAUGUCACUUCAUGAGAUUGAUCUGUCUGUAAUCUAUGUCCCCAGAUUUAGUUUUUGAAAAAAUUUUAUAUUUUUGUUGUGUUCAGUGAUAUUCGUCAGCACGGAGUAGUUCUUGUUACCAGUGAAGAUUUAGAUAACCUUUAACAUAUCUCGACUUACUAAGUAUCUCAAUGAUUUUAUCGAACUACGUCUAGUAAGAAAUUCAUUCCCUAGAGGACGUAAAACAAUUACACCUAUUACCAACCAAUAAAUUAUUUCUAUUGUUUCUACUUAAACAUUCAGUGGAAUGGACUCAUCAAAAAAAUACGUUAAUAAAUCUCCAGAAGAAAAUGCCGGUGUGAUUUCUAGACUUUUUUUUGUGUGGUUUCUGCCGUUCUUCAAAUUUGGUUACCAAAAUGACAUUCAAUUGAAGCAUGUCUACAGCAGUACUAAAAAUGAUAUGUCCGGACCUCUUGGUGAUGCUCUACAAAAAAAUUGGGAGGCGGAAUUACGUAAUACCAAAGGAGAAAAAAAGAAGAAACCUAGUUUGAAAAACGCCAUCCGUAAGACAUUUUGGAUGCGAUUUGCCUUUUAUGGCUUUGCAAUGUUUAUUCAAUUUGGAAUUUUAAGGAUGACGUUACCUUUAGUAUUGGCCAAAUUCAUAAGCUUCUUCGACUCAAAGAAAAACCCUCAUGAAGGCUGGAUGUGGGGAUCAGGAGUAAUAUUAAUGUCAUUUACCCAUGCUAUUAUAUCUCAUAGUGCCAGAUUAGCCUCUCAACGAAUUGGAAUGAGAGUGCGCAUAUCGGUUUGCUCUUUAGUUUACAGAAAACUAUUGAGGCUAAGUCACUGUUCCCUCGGAGAAACUGCGGCUGGUCAACUGGUUAAUCUCCUUUCCAAUGAUGUACAAAGAUUUGAUUUUGCAUCUACAUAUAUGCAUGUAAUUUGGAUUAUGCCCAUACUAGCUAUAAUUUCUUUCACUAUUCUAUGUUUUUAUGUUGGUGUUAUAACUGCAGUGGCCGGAAUGCUAUUCAUAACAUUGGAAUCAAUUCCUUUACAAGGAAUGUUGUCUAAAUGGCAAGGAAAAUUGAGGUACAAAAUUGCCCUGAAAACUGAUAAAAGAGUGAAACUCAUGAAUGAAAUUACCUCAGGGAUACAAGUUAUCAAGAUGUACGCUUGGGAGAAGCCGUUUGAAAAAUUUGUUGCGCUUUCAAGAAAGUAUGAAAUAAAUGUAAUUUCAAAAACUUCUUACUGUUUUGGAAUUAUCUCGUCGAUGGGUGUAUUUACAGAACGUGUCAUUCUUUUUGUAACUGUAAUAACAUACGUAUUACUUGGAGGAAAAUUGACGAGCGACAUUGCAUUUUCUUUGGCUCAGUUGUAUAAUACUGUUCAAGUCGUUAUGGCCAUUUUAUUUCCUAUGGGUUUAUCCGCCUACUCAGAAUCUAAAGUAUCAAUCACCAGAGUCGAACAAUUUUUAAUGUUAGAAGAAAAUGAAGAAAAGAAAGAUAAAAAAGAAGCAAAUGUAAGUGAUAUGGGGGAUAUUAAGAUAACUGAUGCGGUUGCAAAAUGGAAUAAAAAAUCUAUCGUUCCUACAUUAAUUAAUAUUAAUUUGCAUAUCAAGCCUGGAACUUUAUGUUGUGUGGUUGGCAACGUAGGCUGUGGUAAAAGUAGUCUGCUGCAAUUGCUACUUAAGGAACUUCCUAUAAGUCAAGGAAAAUUAGAAAUAUCUGGAAAAAUAUCAUAUGCAUCUCAGGAGCCAUGGCUUUUUGUUUCUAGUGUGAGAAAGAAUAUUCUUUUUGGGAAACCAAUGGACAAAAACAGAUAUCAAAAUGUAGUUCAAGUUUGUUCCCUCGAAAGAGAUUUUCGGCAAUUACCUCAUGGAGACAAAACAUUAGUGGGUGAAAGAGGCACUUCGUUAAGUGGAGGUCAAAGAGCAAGAGUGAAUUUGGCAAGAGCCGUCUAUUCAGAAGCAGAUAUUUAUUUACUUGAUGACCCACUUUCUGCUGUAGAUACGAAAGUGGGAAGGCAUUUAUUUGAUGAGUGCAUAAUGAAAUACUUAUCUGGAAAAACUAGGAUAUUGGUUACACAUCAACUCCAAUAUAUGAGAGAAGCAGAUCUAAUAGUUAUGAUUAACAAUGGUAGAAUAGAAAGAGUUGGUACAGUAAACGAUUUAUCUGAGAUCGAAUUGAAUACUCUGAAUCUCACCUCUGAAGUAGAUGAUCAAGAAAACGGAGAAAUUACAGAAGAAGCUCCCAAGGAAAAAAUGGAAUUGGAUUUGAAUGAUUCUCAAUUUCAGUCAAAUACUUCGUUGAUUAGUUUCGAAGAGCCAAAAGAAACUGAAGAAUUAAUUGCCAAAGGUACUGUUUCGACAUCUACCUAUCUGGAAUAUUGGAGUAAUGGGGGUAGCAUAUUUUCACUAUUAUUUAUGUGUGCUAUAUUCAUAUUUGCCCAAAUAAUUGCUAAUGCAACCGACCUUUGGUUAACAAAAUGGACUAACAGUGAAGCAAAUAAACGCAAUGUCGCCAAUCUAGUAUUGACUGGAGUUACACCGUCGACUAAAGUGCCUUCUAUCAUAACAAAAGAGUCUUUUAUUAAUUUAUUAACCAAUGGAUCCUCGACAGUAUCAGAUAAUUCGACUGUUGAAACAAUAUUAAAUUCAGUAGCAGAUUCCGAAGCAACUGAAAGUCAAGAACACUACAUCUCUAUAUAUUCGAUGUUGAUAAUAGCCUCAAUAGUAUUUGUUACAUGUCGAUCGAUGAUUUAUUAUAAAAUAUGCAUGACCGCUUCUAGAGUAUUACAUGACAAGAUGUUCAACAACAUCCUUCAAGCACCUAUGAGAUUUUUCGAUACAAAUCCCUCAGGUAGAAUAUUGAAUAGAUUUUCUAAGGAUAUGGGGGCAGUCGAUGAACAACUGCCACGUUGUCAAAUCGAAACACUUCAGAUUCUCUGUGUUAUGAGUGGAAUAUUAGUGAUGGUAUUUAUUGUGUCGCCUUGGAUGAUUAUUCCAGCAUUACUACUAGCACCUCUUUACUACAUGUGGAGAAAUAUUUACUUACGAAGUUGUCAAGCUCUAAAGAGACUGGAAGGAGUCACACGAGCCCCAGUUUUUUCUCACGUAUCAGCUUCAUUAUAUGGGAUAACAACAAUCAGAGCUUCAAACGCAGAAGACAUGAUUAUUAAAGAGUUUGAUGCUUUACAGGAUAACCAUACAGGUGCAUAUUUCUCAAUGUUGGUGAGCGGAGCAGCUUUUGGUUUUUAUCUAGAUGUUUUCAGUUGUAUUUUUCUAACAGUUGUCACGUUUCAAUUUUUAAUAUUCAGAACAGACAAUACACUAAGUGGUAACGUUGGAUUGGUAAUAUCUCAGUGCAUUAUUUUGACGAAUAUGGUCCAAUAUGGAAUUCUUCAAAGUGCAGAGGUCGUAAAUAACAUGAUUAGUGUAGAGAGAGUGUUGCAAUAUACUAAACUAGAAAAAGAAGGUCCAUUUGAGUCUUUACCAGCUAAAAAACCUCCUAGAGAUUGGCCAAAUAAAGGGGAAAUUGUUUAUAAAAAUGUUUACCUUAGAUAUGCUAUGAAUUUACCGCCGGUUUUAAAAAAUUUAACCAUCAAUAUCGCGUCUGGAGAGAAGAUUGGUAUCGUAGGAAGAACUGGAGCAGGUAAAUCAACACUAAUUUCUUCACUAUUCCGAUUGGCCCCAAUAGAUGGUACAAUACUGAUAGACGGCAUCGAUACUGCCCAGAUUGGCUUAACUGAUUUGAGAUCAAAAAUAUCCAUCAUUCCCCAAGAACCAAUAUUGUUUUCAGCAUCCAUUAGAUACAAUUUGGAUCCCCUUGAGAAUCAUUGCGAUGAAACUUUAUGGGAUGCUAUACAAAAUGUAGAAUUGAAAGAUGUGAUAAACGAUCUAACUAAACCUGUUAGCGAAGGAGGUUCCAACUUUAGUGUAGGUCAAAGGCAGCUGAUCUGUCUAGCUAGAGCUAUGGUUAGAAGAAACAAAAUUCUUGUUAUGGAUGAGGCAACUGCUAACGUUGAUCCACGGACUGACGAUCUUAUUCAAAAGACCAUUCGCGAGAGAUUCAAAGACUGUACUGUGCUCACCAUUGCUCAUAGGUUAAAUACUAUUAUGGAUUCAGAUAAAGUUCUUGUAAUGGAUAAUGGAGAAACUAUGGAAUUUGACCAUGCACAUAAAUUGCUACAAAUAUCAAAUGGAUACUUCAGUAACAUGGUAAAGGAAACUGGUGCUGCCAUGGAAGAAACACUGAGAGCCAUAGCAAAAAGUGAUUAUGACAAAAAAAAGAACAAUUACAAUCAAUCUGAACUGGAGUAGGUUCUUUUAGUGUUAAUUAUGUAUCAAAAAAUGAUUAAACAAACAUUUUGAAAUUGUGAA
Messenger RNA from Diorhabda sublineata, 5177 nucleotides. RefSeq names its product ATP-binding cassette sub-family C member 4-like. Gene Ontology annotation, molecular function: ATP hydrolysis activity; ATP binding; ABC-type transporter activity. Gene Ontology annotation, cellular component: membrane. The transcript is spliced from 19 exons. The record is from RefSeq and is a predicted model, not a curated record. Lineage: Eukaryota; Metazoa; Arthropoda; Insecta; Coleoptera; Chrysomelidae. Gene Ontology annotation, biological process: transmembrane transport. Bases 1107 to 5117 code for a protein of 1336 amino acids.